CGAAACCUCAGGCUGCUGCUACUAAGAGGUGUAUGUGUUUUUAUGGCGACCAGAGCUGCGGCAUCUCCCCUAUGAGCCCCUGAUGAGUCCCUGCAGCAACAAAAGGAUUUAGCCCUUCGCUCCGCUGGACGCAGCUUCAUGAAAACAAGGGCCAAGACUCGUGUAGCGCGCAGACCUGCACCUUUUUGGCCCAGAUUGGAGGGAGGACAUAGCGAGUGACCGUCAUGGCAGCGUCGGAGCUGUACACAAAGUGUGCCCGGGUGUGGAUCCCCGAUGUGGACGAGGUCUGGAAGUCUGCUGAGCUGGUGAAGGACUACAACAAUGGAGACCAAUCCCUGCAGCUUAUGUUGGAGGAUGGAACGAAACUUGAACACAAGUUGGACCCAAAAACAAAGAACCUGCCUCACCUGCGUAACCCUGACAUCCUGGUGGGUGAGAAUGACCUCACGGCGCUCAGCUACCUGCAUGAACCGGCUGUUCUCCACAACCUUAAAGUCCGCUUUAUCGACUCCAAGCUCAUCUACACAUACUGCGGAAUUGUUUUGGUGGCCAUUAACCCGUAUGAGAACCUUCCGAUCUAUAGUACGGACAUCAUCAAUGCAUACAGCGGGCAGAACAUGGGAGACAUGGACCCCCAUAUCUUUGCUGUGGCGGAGGAGGCUUAUAAACAGAUGGCCAGGGAUGAACGAAAUCAGUCAAUCAUUGUGAGCGGUGAAUCUGGAGCUGGAAAGACUGUCUCUGCCAAAUACGCAAUGAGAUACUUUGCCACAGUCAGUGGGUCAGCCAGUGAAGCCAACAUCGAGGAGAAAGUACUAGCCUCAAACCCCAUCAUGGAGGCCAUUGGAAAUGCAAAGACCACCAGAAAUGACAACAGCAGUCGGUUUGGGAAAUAUAUCGAAAUUGGUUUUGACAACCGCUACCGCAUUAUUGGUGCCAACAUGAGAACAUAUCUUUUGGAAAAAUCGCGAGUGGUGUUCCAGGCUGACGACGAGAGAAAUUACCAUAUCUUCUACCAGCUCUGUGCCUCAGCUCAUCUGCCCGAGUUAAAAGUAUUGAAAUUAGGACAUGCAAGUGAUUUUCUGUACACCAGGCAAGGACGUAAUCCUGUUAUUGAUGGUGUGGAUGACACCAAGGAGCUCAGUACCACACGAAAUGCCUUUACACUAUUAGGGAUAAAUGAAUCAUAUCAGAUGGGCCUGUUUCAGGUGCUAGCUGCUAUUCUUCAUCUGGGGAAUGUAGAAAUAAAGGACAGGGAUUCUGACAGCAGUUUAAUAGCUCCAAACAACAGCCACUUGACAUCUUUCUGUGAGCUUGUGGGGGUCAGUUACCAGGACAUGUCCCAGUGGCUGUGUCACAGGAGGCUGAAGACCGCUACAGAGACUUACAUCAAAACUCUUCCUCGGCUCCAAGCCACCAACGCCCGAGAUGCCCUGUCUAAACAUAUCUACGCCAAGCUUUUUAACUGGAUUGUGGAGCAUGUGAACAAGGCCCUGAUCGCAAAUGUUAAACAGCACUCAUUUAUCGGGGUUCUCGACAUCUAUGGGUUUGAGACAUUUGAUAUCAACAGCUUUGAGCAGUUCUGUAUUAACUAUGCAAAUGAGAAACUUCAGCAACAGUUCAACAUGCAUGUCUUUAAGUUGGAACAGGAGGAAUAUAUGAAGGAGCAGAUUCCCUGGACUCUCAUAGAUUUCUAUGACAAUCAACCCUGCAUUAAUCUUAUAGAGGCCAAAAUGGGUAUCCUAGAUCUUCUGGAUGAAGAGUGCAAGAUGCCUAAAGGUUCUGAUGACUCCUGGGCACAGAAAUUGUACAACACACAUCUUAAGACUUGUUCUCUGUUUGAGAAGCCGCGCAUGUCCAACCGCGCCUUCAUCAUACAGCACUUUGCUGACAAGGUAGAAUAUCAGUGUGAGGGUUUCCUGGAAAAGAACAAGGACACUGUAAAUGAAGACCAAAUUAAUGUGCUGAAGGCCAGCAAGUUCAACUUGUUAGUGGAGCUGUUCCAGGAUGAGGAAAAGGCCAUAAGUCCAACUGGACAAGUCCCUGGGACCGGAGGCCGAACACGACUCAGCGUCAAACCUGAUAAGAGUCGUGACAAGAGCAGCAAGGAACACAAGAAGACAGUUGGCUGCCAGUUUCGAAACUCUCUUCAAAUGCUGAUGGAUACUCUGAAUGCUACCACUCCACAUUAUGUUCGAUGCAUCAAGCCCAAUGACUUCAAGCAGGCCUUUACAUUUGAUCCUAAACGUGCAGUGCAGCAGCUCAGAGCCUGUGGUGUUCUGGAAACCAUUCGCAUCUCUGCAGCAGGGUUCCCAUCCAGGUGGACCUAUCAGGAGUUCUUCAGUCGGUAUAGAGUCCUGAUGAAGCAAAAGGAUGUCCUUCCAGACAAAAAGUUAACCUGCCGAAAUGUCCUGGAGAAACUUGUCCAGGAUCAAGAUAAAUACCAGUUUGGUAAAACAAAAAUCUUCUUCAGAGCUGGCCAGGUGGCUUAUCUGGAGAAGCUCAGGGCAGACAAAUUGCGUGCUGCAUGUAUUCGCAUCCAGAAAACGAUUCGCUGCUGGCUGGCUCGGAAGAAGUAUCUUCGUCAACGCAAGGCUGCUAUCACGAUCCAGAGGUUCACCCGGGGAUACCAGGCCCGCUGCUUGGCAAAGUUUCUGCGGCGCACCCAGGCAGCUACUAUCAUACAGAAGUAUCAGCGGAUGUAUGUGGAGAGGAAGCGCUACAAGCAGAAGCAGGCAGUCGCUUUGGCCAUGCAGAGAAUCCUCCGAGCUUACAUGGCCCGCCAGAAGUAUCUAGCGCUCGUCCGGGAGGCUAAGGUUGUCAUCAUUCAAAAACGUGUCCGAGGGUGGUUGGCCCGGUGUUGGUACAAGCGCUGCCUCCGCUCCAUUGUUUACCUGCAGUGCUGCAUUCGCAGGAUGAGAGCCAGACGUGAGCUGAAGAAACUCAAGAUUGAGGCUCGCUCUGUGGAGCACUUCAAAAAGCUCAACAAAGGCAUGGAAAACAAGAUCAUGCAGCUACAGAGAAAGAUAGAUGAGCAGAACAAAGAAAAUCGUUUGGUCAAUGAAAGGCUUGUUAGUAUAGAAAGUUCAUAUACAGCAGAAAGUGAAAAAAUGCGAAGUGAGCUCAAUCGUCUUCAUGGUGUGGAAGAAGAUGCAAAGAACAAAGCUAACCAGUUAUCAACACUCCUGGAGGAACUGGAGAGGUUAAAGAAAGAGCUGACCACCACACAACAAGAAAAGAGAACUAUUGAGGACUGGGCGCAAAACUACAAGGCCGAAAUGGAAAAGAUGGUGUCAGAACUCAAAGACCAGAAUGGUUCACUGAAGAAAGAGAAGGACGAUUUGAACAGGCUGAUUCAGGAACAGAGUCAACAGAUGACAGAGAAAAUGGCUCGAGCAAUAGCACAAGAGACUCAGCAACUUGAAACAGAUUUGAACGAGGAGCGUUCUCGUUACCAGAAUCUCCUCUCUGAACACCUUCGCCUGGAGGAGAAGUACGAUGACCUGAAAGAAGAGAUUUCUACUCACAUCUCCAAGCCUGGGCACAGGAGAACAGACUCCACUCACAGCAGCAAUGAGUCAGAGUACACCUACAACUCAGAAUACACAGACAUGGACAACAGCUCCAGAACUAGAGAAGACGUAACGCGAGGACUAGACACAACUCUUACUCUGAAGCUCCAGAAGCGUCUAACAGAACUCGAACAAGAAAAACAGUCUCUGCGCGAUGAGUUAGAAAACAAAGAAGAGCAGUACCAGCGGGCUAGAGCCAGGGAUGAUGCAGAGUUUAAAAAGGCCCGUGGAGCAGAGCUUGAAUACGAGUCCCUCAAACGUCAGGAACUUGAGUCUGAGAACAAGAAAUUGAAGCAUGACCUGGCCGAGAUGAGGCAGAGUUUACUGGGGGAUAAGUCUGCUAACAUGGGGGCCCCUGGGUCUCCUGCUUACAAGGUGCUCCUGGAUCAGCUCAAUGCCUCCUGUGAAGAGCUAGACGUGCGCAAGGAGGAGGUGCUCAUUCUGCGCUCUCAACUGGUCAGCCAAAAGGAAGCCUUCCACCACAAGGAAACCAUGACUGAACCUUCUGUUUUUGCUCAAGAUGUGUCCAAGCUUAAAGAUGCCGAUGAGCUCAAGCAAGCCUAUGUGGGUCUCAAAGACACCAACAGAUCAGCUGCACCAGACAUCCAUAAGCUGAAUGAGGAUGGGGAGCUGUGGCUGGUUAAUCAGGGCUUAAAGGAGACAAUCAGAUUGUUGGAGCAGCAGCUGCAGACUCAGCGGAGGAGCCAUGAUAAUGAGGUGGAGUCUCUGCGCGGCGAGCUGCAGAGUGUGAAAGAGGAGAACAAUCGUCAGCAGCAGCUCCUGGCCCAGAACCUGCAGUUACCCCCAGAGGCCCGCAUUGAAGCCAGCCUGCAGCAUGAGAUCACCCGCCUCACCAAUGAAAACCUGGAGCUCAUGACUGAUGACCCAACUGAAUCCCGAGAGGCCAGAGUCAUCAUUUUGCGGCGGAUGGUUGAUCUCAUGGAACAACUGGAGAAACAGGACAGAACUAUUCGCAAACUCAAGAAACAGCUAAAGGUUUACUCCAAAAGGAUAGGAGAAAUGGGAGCGGGACAGACUGAGGGCCAGACAUCUCCAGGACAGAUGGUGGAGGAGCCCAUUCAUCCAGUUAAUAUUCCUCGCAGAGAGAAAGACUUCCAGGGAAUGUUAGAGUACAAGAAGGAGGAUGAGAUGAAAUUAGUCAAGAACCUUAUUCUUGAGCUGAAACCUCGAGGUGUUGCGGUGAAUCUUAUCCCAGGCCUUCCCGCUUAUAUUCUGUUUAUGUGUCUAAGACAUGCUGACUAUGUAAAUGAUGAUCAGAAAGUCCGUACUUUGCUCACCUCCACUAUCAACAGUAUUAAGAAGAUCUUAAAGAAACGUGGUGAUGAUUUUGAGACAGUCUCUUUCUGGCUCGCAAACACGUGCCGCUUUCUGCAUUGUCUGAAACAGUACAGUGGAGAUGAGGCCUUCAUGAAACACAACUCUGUUAGGCAAAAUGAACAUUGCCUAUCAAACUUUGACUUGGCUGAGUACAGACAAGUGAUCAGUGACCUUGCCAUCCAGAUUUACCAGCAGCUUGUCAAAUGCAUGGAUAACAUCUUAUUGCCCAUGAUAGUCCCUGGAAUGUUAGAGCAUGAGACCAUUCAGGGCGUGUCAGGGGUGAAGCCCACAGGUCUAAGAAAGCGGACGUCCAGUAUUGCCGAUGAGGGCAUCUACACGCUGGACUCUAUCCUGCGCCAGCUUAGCGCCUUCCACUCCACCAUGUGUCAGCACGGCAUGGACCCCGAGCUCAUCAAACAGGUGGUGAAACAGCAGUUCUACAUCAUCGGAGCAGCCACCCUCAACAACCUGCUGCUGCGUAAGGACAUGUGCUCCUGGAGCAAAGGCAUGCAGAUCAGGUAUAACGUGAGCCAGCUGGAGGAGUGGCUCAGGGACAAGGGACUGAUGGGGUGUGGAGCCAAAGAGACUCUGGAGCCUUUGAUUCAGGCCGCACAGCUCCUACAGGUGAAGAAGAAGACCGAUGAAGACGCAGAGGCCAUCUGCUCCAUGUGCCAGGCCCUCACCACUGCACAGAUUGUGAAGGUGUUGAAUCUCUACACUCCAGUCAACGAAUUUGAAGAAAGAGUUUCUGUUGCAUUCAUACGAACUAUACAGACGCGCUUACGAGACCGCAGUGACAGUCCUCAUUUGUUGAUGGACACCAAGAUGAUUUAUCCAGUCACUUUCCCGUUCAACCCUUCCUCUCUCGCUCUGGAAACCAUCCAGAUUCCCAGCUCACUCAACCUGAGCUUCCUCACACGAGUCUAACAUGGACUGAACCUCCUGCAUUUUCCUGCUUUUAGAACAUUCAAUAGAUAGAUCAUGUAUUUUGUUGCAGGCAAUGAAAAAUUACAUAACAACACAUGUAAUAAAAACACUUAUUUAUACAACAAAACCUUUCAAAAGCAUGAAAUGACUACAAAGUGACUCUUCAAAAUCCCGUGGAUUUUUGACACACAUAUUCACACACAAUUGCUCUUAUUUUCUAAUAUGCCAAAAACUGGCCUGAUUUCAUUCAUGAAGUGGUAAAAAUUUCAUAGGGAUUAAAAACCAACGCACAAACACAUUUUCUAUUAUUCAGGGGAUGCAAAACCAACCUGCAUUCAUCUUCUGCUUGUAUAAAUGCCUACGACUUAUCAAAAUAGAUUAAUAGAUUUGUCCCAUUUUAAAUCCUGGUUGCCUGUUACAAUCCCUGUGCUUUGCCUUCCUCUGUGUGAUCAACCAUCUCAUGUUGCUCUAAAUAUGUGGCCUCACAGAGCUGAAUGCUGUUAGAUGACAACAAUAAGCCUGUGUGCAUCGACGUUAAUGCAGAACAAAAUUAUUCCGAUAUGCAUCAAGCGCUUCAAAUUUCUCAGUUUCUCCACUUAAGCAUCUUGUAUUAAUCAUAUACUAUUACAUAUAAUUUUAUCUAACCAUGUAGCCAUUAUUCCUGCUUCAGAGCUACUUCAACUACAUUUUUGUAAUAACAAGUGCAUACUCUAAAUACAUGCUUGCUGUCCAUGAUUGUCACUUUUCCUCUGUUUGGAAUAAUGGGAACACAUGUUUUGAUUGCAGGUUAAUUUGCUUUAAUCUUGCCCAUUUACUGCUCUGUUCUACACCAAAUUGUCCACACCACAUAAACAGCACACACAGUCCUUAUACCCUUUUGUCAUAUCUUGAAAUAUUUUAUCAUGAUUAUUUAUUUAUUUUAGUUGUGUCAUUGUAUUGUGUACCAUGUAAAGAAAAGAAUGAAAGUAUCACAGCCAUGGUUUGUCUCAAGUCCAGCUUUAUAACAGUGUUAUUACUUACUUCUCUUCUACAUGCUUUCCUUAAGUUAAGCCAACAAAGCCCCGCAGGCUCCUGCUACCAAAAAUAUGCCAUAUCUUGUUGAUGUUUCCCUGUUUCCAUACAUUUGUUAAUCGCACAAUGCACUUGAUAAUUUUAUUGUUAUAUGGCUGCUUGACACACAUGCAAGACCCUUGAUCGGGCCUCCUUCUACUGUGUAUAAUAAUGUUGUUAACCAAGAUGCAUAAGCAUAAACAUUAUCCAAAUCAAACUGCAUGGCACGCUUUAACUUAACACAAACUGCAGUGCAGUUGAGAGUUGCUGGACAGUUUUAGAAAAUGCUCUUGAAAGAAGCCUGUUUCAUGAUUGUGUGUAACUGGUCCUAUUGUCUCAUAUUUAGAACUUUUUUAUUUUGCACUUCCUACUGUGCCAUUAUUUUUACCCUCAACAAAUACUUGCGUCUUUCUCCUCAAAGUUUUUUGCCUUCUGACAUUACCCUUUGCAUGUUUCCACAAUGACUAAUAUGUGCAUUAAAUAAAAAAGACAUGUCAUGAUGUCUGGAGGAUCAAAUAUAUGAAGUUAUUGUUUAGUUUUGUGAGGAUAUAUUCAACAAUCUUAUGUAUUUACUUUAUUUCAGCAGUGACUCAAUCCACUACAUGAAUGUUUUAAACAAGUGUCAUCAUUUCAACUGAACACAGAGGACAAAGCCUUAUCUGACUCGUAGUGCUGUAGUUUUGCUGUCCCGGUGUUAGAGUGCACUGUUCCAAAAUGCACUUUUGUCAUUUCAUCAAUAACCUGGAGCGUAGGAUACUUUCUGAUCACCUCUACACUUUAACUGUGUCCACUGAGCUAGCCCCCCCAGGGUGAACAUACUUGGUUUUCUAAGUGAUGUGUCUUGCAUUGUUUUAAUGUAAAUUGUAUAGGCCAUUAGUAGUAAGAAAUAAAUAGGUUUUAAUGUAUACAUAUAAAAAAGCAGUAUUCUUUCAGGGACUUGUUGCUUUAAGAGUGCACGGGGCAAUGCGUUUUAGUCCUCCUUGGAAUCGUUGUAGUCUAAAGGCAGAGAUGGAUAUUAAGAUACAAAUCGUAUAAAUACAUAUCUAACUUUAUCAGCACUCUCAUUAUCUGUACCAUUGUAAGGACAUUUCACACCAGGACAUCUGCUCUCACUCUGGUGCACACCAUCAGCCCUCUCGGGUCCAUGUGUACUUUAUGGACUAAAUGGACCGUUUGUAGUUUCUGGUAGCUGUGCUUUAGUGAAUGUGUUCAC
Boleophthalmus pectinirostris (great blue-spotted mudskipper) is the source of this 8097-nucleotide messenger RNA. RefSeq names its product myosin VAa (gene myo5aa). Gene Ontology annotation, biological process: actin filament organization; vesicle transport along actin filament. Gene Ontology annotation, cellular component: myosin complex; cytoplasm; vesicle. The transcript has 41 exons. NCBI's taxonomy places the organism in Eukaryota, Metazoa, Chordata, Actinopteri, Gobiiformes, Gobiidae. Bases 225 to 5834 code for a protein of 1869 amino acids. Gene Ontology annotation, molecular function: actin filament binding; ATP binding; microfilament motor activity. The record is from RefSeq and is a predicted model, not a curated record.